Messenger RNA from Eriocheir sinensis (Chinese mitten crab), 6680 nucleotides. Its product is annotated as DNA ligase 1-like. The transcript has 4 exons. Lineage: Eukaryota; Metazoa; Arthropoda; Malacostraca; Decapoda; Varunidae. Bases 459 to 1712 code for a protein of 417 amino acids. The record is from RefSeq and is a predicted model, not a curated record.
GUUUAGAAUUGUAAUUGAUUUAUGGCCUCGUGAUGAUUGAUGGAGUUGAUGAUUAGGAUAACGCGGGGGGCAUGCACAGGGCUCUCAGGGGGCGUGGGGCAUGCAGGAGGGGGCAGGCAUGCAGCAGGGGACUCCCGCCGCCCGCACUCGUGUCGGGGGCGGCAACAAAAUCACGAAGCCAAUGGAGAAAACAUUUCCACGAUUGCGGAUAAUACUGGUCGGCGUGGCAGGCAGGGCGGCGGGCCGGAGCUCCCAGGCUUAGAGCGCCCGCCUGCCUGCCUUCGCCGCCGCCACCACCAACAUCAGCUAGCAGUCGCACCCUCGCCCGCCACCGUUGCACACCACUCAGGCCUCACGACACUCACACACACGGCGCGUUGUGGGGCGGCUCAGCAAGCCCUCCGGUGCCCUCGCUCACACAGUGCAUCAAGUCCUGCUUCCCUGACAUAUGAACAUACAUGGAUGAGUUGGUUGUUGAGAAGCUGGGAAAGGCUGUCAAUGGUGGAGAGAAUGGGACGAGUGGUGCCCAUUCACAGACGGACCUGCUCAAGCUGUUGGCCGGGGGCAGUGCUGGGGGUCUCGGGGGUUGCCACGGGGGCCUAGGGGGUCUGGGGAGCCUGGCUGCUGCUGCACAGGCCAAACAGAACGGUAGCUUGAUGCGGCCCUAUGAGGCACUGUUGCAGGGUCCAUCUGCAGCAGGCAGAAUGGGCCCCCAGGCAGUAGCCAUGCCCGGCCCCACACGCAGACGCAAGAAGAAGAGGCGAAGGCAGCCUGACAUGCCCAAGAAGGCUUGCACACCCUUCAUGCAUUUCUGCGCCUACUUCAAACGGAAACUGAUGGAGGAGGGCAAGGAGUUCCCACAGUUUGCAGACUUUGGCAAGCGUGCUGGGGAGCUGUGGCGCAACAUGGGUGACACAGAGAAGCAGAAGUUUGUAGAACUUUCCGAGCAGGACCGACAGCGGUACAUCAAAGACAUGAAGGAGUACGAGGAGCGCAAGCUUGCCGAGAAGGAGCGGGAGCGGGAGUUGCAACAACAGCGAGAGAAGGAGCUGCAGGCCCUCCGGGAGAAGGAGCUGGAGAAGCUACAGAAGCAGCAGCGGGAGCAGAUGGAGCAUCAGCAGAAGCAGAUGGAGCAGCACCACAAACACCAACAGAGCACUGGCAUGCUCAACCUGCUGAACCCUCUCAACGCCCUCAACCCACUGAUGAUCGCGGCCAUGAAUCAGAGCAUCAUGCAGACCAUGCUCACCAACCCUGACCUCAUGAAGACCGUCUACUCAGAGGCUGCACGGAACUACUACGUGGAGACCAUGAAGAAUAUCUACCAGAGCGCCUCCAACCAGGCCAACGGCAACGUCGCCGCCGCUGCAGGCAUCCCUGUCAGCUCCCACGGGGGCCUCGGCGAGCACCACACCCUCACCUCCAGCCCGCUCAGCUCCCUGGGCAUGAACCUGAACCUGCUGUCCCUGCUGAACUCUGGCCAGCUGUCAGCAAUCCCCUCCUCCAUCACCACCACCACCACCACCACAGCUAGCUCCCCCCUAGCCAGCAAGGCCCCCUCCACCCUCAAGGCCCCCCCCUCAUCCCUCCUAAGCACCACCAACAGCCUGUCCGCGGCAGCUCUGGACCUCUCGGCAGCCAGGCCAGGCGAGGGCAAGGCUGGCUGUAGUAGCGAAGAAGAGGCGGCCAAGGACGCGGAUUGUGACAUCUGAGACACAACAAACCCAAAGUAGCAAAAAGUUCCUAUCUCCAGUCAUUAACUUCCCAAAUAUCAUUCAAACUGCACUUCAUAAAACACACAAGCAAGCAAACACAAGAACCAAGAGACCUAUACUUUGCCUCUAUGAGUGUAGUUUGUAAUGUGCAAAUCUUAGAGUGAGUUUAGCUUCUGUAGAACAUCUGUGUUGUUUCAGUAUACUAUUAUAAAAAGAUAAAUCAAGUACAAUUGCCUUUUGAAAAAGAAGAAAAAGCCAAGUGAAGUAUUAUUAUGCAUGCAAAUAAUUUUUAAUAUUAUAUAUACUAUAAAAAACUGUGUGAAUUCUUAAGAAGAAACUUAUAAACGUGAAGGUGUGGCUGUGAGGACGCCAUACUCUGGCCUCUCAAUAAGUACCGACCAACUCCUCCUCCUACAAGUCCAGACGGCCGGGCGGACAAGACGAGGGAGAGAGAGAGAGAGUGGCAAUUGCAGAAGCCAAGCAAGCGAGCAAGUAGGUGAGCAAGGAGGCAAGCACGCAGGCAAACAAGCAAGCAAGCACCAAGCAAAGCAAUGGAUGAAGUCGCCCCAAACACAAUGAACCUGCGAGAGUUUUGCUCGCAGGAGGGCGGCAUCACCCUGUACUACCAGCUGCUGAACCUGGCCGGCAGUGUGUACAUCUGGGUGGGCAUGGAGGAGGCCAAACUGGGCUCCCUCGUGGCGGCCUUCACCCCUCGUGUUGGGCCACCCGCCACCUCCUCCCUUCUGGGCCCGGCCACGGAGGGCACCCAGCGUGUUAACCUCAUGGCCCAGAGGCUCCAGGAACGCAUCAAGAAGCACGUCCUCCUGAGUGUCAACGUGCCCAGCGAAGACCUCAUGCUGGGGGUGGAGCAGCGCCUGGUGGAGGAGCUCUGUGUUGCAUGAAGGCCCAGCUCACCCCCUCCCUCCUCCCCUCCCUCACGCUAGGCCAUAGUCUCUUGCUCCUCCUCCUUGACACACUCCGUAGUUCAUCUUCAUUUUGAGGUUUUCUCAUCAGACACCCUUAGUUUUGUCUUUGUUUCUCUCCAUUUUACUCUUUCUUGCUUUAUGUGUUAUCUGAAACUCAGUUGUCGCCAUUUACUUUAGUUUUUGUUUGAAUACUAAAACUCUUGGCAAGGGAGCAAGUUUGAAUUGUUCCCUUCUGUGAAUUAUUGUUGUGACUCUUCCUUUCACUUCUUUGCUAACUGGGAAGUUGGUGAGGCAGCCCAGUUAGCAUCAACGAAAAGUUCUGAAAGAUGUCUGAUCCUGACUUUACAAAAUCACUGAAGUCCCACCUGACUACCUUUAGAGAAAGACUGAUAGAAAUCAUUACCAGUUCAUGUGCACUUCAAUCAAACAUCACACCCAGUUAAUCCUUUCCUAAAUUAUGAUAUGGAAGGGAGUUGCAGUUGCCCUCAUAGGGACAAGAGGUAGUGGUAUGUGUGUGAGUCUGAGCCGCGAGUGAUGCAGUGACUGUAGCUGUAACUAUAUAUUGUACAGAGUUAAACACUCACUAGAGCUAUAUUUUUUGAUAGGAGAGCUAGCUAUUCAUAGAAAGAAAAAGCUUGUCUGUCCCAUUACUAACAUAACUAGAACAAACACACGCCUUAAGAAAAUAACAAAACAGCAUUGCCACAGUUUAACAAGAACAACAACAGCAACAACACAGUUUCUCAUGCACCUAAUCUAUCCCAUUCUUGUAAUCGCCUGGCUAGUGGACCCAGAUCAAGACCCCAGCGUGGUGAGUCUCGGCCUUAGUGCACACAGACCCCCACCACCACCACCGCCACCACCAUCACCACCACCAACACAACCACAACCACCCACAGCCCCAUGGAAUGAAUCUCCGUCAGUCUGCCCGUCAGAGGAAUUUGUAAUACCGGCCUGGCUGCCCCGUCCCCCGCAUUGCCUGCUGCUGUGAGGGGGUGUCGCGUCCUUCCCCGCCCCUCCGGCACUCCUGUCGGGGCGGGGCGGCCGUGCAGCAUUGCCUUCACUGCAUACAGCUUACCAGAUUCUUCCACUCAUGCCGGAGAAUGAUCGACAGUUGGUUGCACAAGAUGUUCAGUCCACAAGCUUGGUGGUGCAUACAAGUGAUAACUGAAGUAUGAUAAUCGUAUGUACUCUUUAUCAGGGUAGAUAUUAAGUUCCUCCUUAUUAUUAUUAUCAUUAUUAUUAUAUUAAUUAUUAUUUUCAAACAGAUUUUUUGUAAUCUCCUUUAUAGAAGUAUUGUUUAUUUUUAGAAAUUCUGUAUAUUUGUCCUAUGCAAUAGGUGGUAUUGAAAGCCAGCAGUCUUUUUGCUUCCCGAUUCGUAGUGACUACCUCACAGGUGAUAGAUUAAUGAAAAGACAUUCCUUCCCUGUAGCCCGUGAAUUUGUAGGCAGCUCAGGAAACACAGGGGGGCGGCAGCGGCGGCGCUGCCCCGGCAGACAGACAGCCAUCCAACCUUGUCUUCUGACAACUGACGGGUUGCACAGAGGCAAGGCGGCGCUCAUGGCUCAGUCCCUCCAGGACAGGGCUUGUUCCUGCGCACCUGUGUGCGUGUGUCUAUCUGGGCAGCGCCUCUCCUGCCGCCCCUGACUCCCAGCCUCCCCCCACCCAGACCAGACCCGCCAUACACUGACCCUGUGCCACCUCGCAGCCCCCCGGCCAGCGCUGGGUGUCGUGGAGGCCGCGGGGGAGGCUCCGCUGGGCUGCCACGCACGGAGGAGAGUAUUACAUAGAGUCUUCCUUUGCGCGCCCCGGAGCCUCUCCCACGGCCAUCCCUGUGCCAUGGAGAGAUGCGCGAUGCGGCAGCAGGGGGCCAUCACAGCGGAGAGCCCUCGUCUAUCAGUAUUAUCAAUGGCUUGUGAUAAUAAGGCUACUUCCCCGCCCUCUGUUAGGAGUAACCCGUUCCUGGUCUCGCUGUGAUGGUCCCUCCUCCCCCCAGUGCCGGCCACCCAACCCUCCCUCCCUACCACCUCCCUUUCCCCCACACCAGCCCCACCACCCUGUAGCCCUCCACCGUUCCCCAGUGCUGUCUUCGUGUGUAGGAGCAGUUCCGUCCCAGCUGAUGCAAAACACUCCAAGAACGGUCUUUGCGCUUCUUGCAAUCUCGUGACUUCAUGCUGUCACGGUUUGUUUCAUUUGGUGUUGGCUGGGAUAUCGUCCUGUUUCAUUAUUGUGCUUGUAUCCUCCUCCUCCCCCAUAUACACCUCCACCUCCACUCCCACCCCCCACCACCACCACCACAACCACUACCACCAGUUCCUCUUUCCCUCUGAGUCCAAGGUCACCCCUGGCGGCCUGCACGUGAGACACACUCCUCCCCAGCUUCACGUUACGUCGUCCUCACGUCGCCUCAGGGCACAGGUUUCGCUCCCCGGUAACGUGGGUCCUAAGAUACAGCCUCCCUCGUCCUCGCACACUCGUGAUACGUUAGUGUCUAGUUGGUUCUUCUUAUGCAAUCAUACGAGAUAGACUUUCCUUUUAUUAUAUUAGUAUCUGCUUUGCGUCUCCCAGUGGUCACACCCCGACCGCAUCAGGAGGAUAUGGUCGGAGGUCGUGGCGUUGAUGACAAUCAUUACGUUUGUCAAUCCCACUCCUGUAGGUUAACAACGAGUCAGAGAAAUUGUGAUGCGGGUGUGGGGGUGAAAUCGACCCCUCGCCCCUCCUGGCUUUUCUAGUUCGGUGCGAGGCGCCGCGGGAGGUCUGUCGUGAAGUGUGAUAGUGUCAAAUGCUAGUCUGACGGCGGGGAGCGUAGCCUCGUCCCACCACCCUCUACCUCCUGCCCAGUGUGUCCGCCAUCCGUCCGCCCUCCCCACGCCAAAAUAUUGUGAAGGUUAUUUUUUGUGAGCACGGAGCGGCGUGCGUGGCUGGGCGGCAGGUGGUAUGGCGUCGCGGCAGGGCCCAGGCCAGCUGAGGUCAGGUCGCGGCGCCGGACACCAACCAUUCCUACCAGAGCCCAGACCCACGAGGGUCUGAGGCAGCCAUGUAGCAACCCAAGUUCCUCGCCUAAACAGGUUCCUCUCCCUUACAGUACCCCACCCCUUGAGCUCCACCAGUAUUUUAUUUUGCACUCCUUGUGCCCAAUCUCUUGUAUGAUAAGCUGAUGCCAGACUCCAGUCGCAGGCGAGCGGCAGCCCCCCGACGCAGCCCUGUGGCGGGUGGCUGCCGCAGCGCCUGUUUGUUUAAACACUUAGAUGAUGCCAAUACGAUGCAUGAGUGGGAUAGCAUUAUUUUCAUAAUGGUUCUGACCAAAUACCUUGAAGGUAUUUCUUGGCCAAGUACUGAACAUUCCUUUGCUUUACACGAGAAACAAGUUAAGUGCAAAAAUUUAUUUCAUUCUCUUGACUAGGAGAGAACUAACUCCUUCUGCUAUGCACAAGUUAAUAUUGCACAUUGGAGCAUUUGGCACACAUAGUAUAUCGAGGUGGGAGAGUUGCCUCCUGUGAUAGGCAUUUGUUUUUCAACUGAUGUACUCGCAUGUGCGUGCCACGGACCACCCCUGGUGAGGUAGAGCCUUGGCUGACGGCGCGGGGGCAGGGUCGGCGCCCCCCGCUCCGGCCCUGCCCCCGCUAAAGGGCCCAGCACAGUGCCUAAGGGCCUGCCCAUUAUGCAAACAUAUUUUGAAUUAAGCAAAGCAAUAUUAUGUUUUGUCUAUUGCUGUUAUUGGAGACAGAUGGUUAUUCUGUGAAUUUUGAACAAAAAUAGUAAUCAUUUUGUACAUGGUAAGAGAAGAAGACUAGAUGCUGAAAUUAUUCACUAGAAAAUUAUGUGCUAUUUUUAGAGAGUCUCUAGUUUGUGUACUUUGUUAUAUAUCUGGAUGAUGUAGUCUUGUACGAGGUGUAUGAAGUGUAGGGUAAUGAGAGUGUCGUGAUCAUAGUUAGCCUAGGCGGAACAAGGUAGGGGCUAGACAGUGCUGAACUGAUAUACAUAUAUGCAACCUGUAGUUUGAAAUACUCAAAAAUAAAGAUCAGAUCAGACAAUAGUG